GUCUAUAAAUCAAGUUCCCAAUCGACUCAUUGUGUCAGAGUGCAAGAGCAGCCAACCACCUAAUCGAAAUGCGCUUUCAUUGUGACAUGUACGAUGCGGUGCCGAAACCCAUAGUGCUCUUCUUCCUCUACCUCGGCUACCUUAGGUUCUCCGCCUUAGUGGUUCUCCAUUUCCUUGGCCUUUACUCUUCGUCCGAACCGAUCAUCUCCCCGUGGGAAGAGCAUGAGUUUUACUUCCUCGACGACAACGAUGCCGCUGCCAGAGACUCACCGCCGAUGUCGAAGCUUGUGCCGGCCAGCCCUCUCAAGAUCAAGAGGCAGCUGAGAGUGGUUGAAUUCGGUAGCCUAGGAUGGAGGAGCCACGUGGACGAGGACAACGAACCCACGUGUGUCAUUUGCCUAGGCAACUUGGCGGCGCAGGACAAGGUCCGGAAGCUCCAGAACGGUACCCAUGGAUUCCACGUGGAGUGCAUCGAUAGGUGGGUCGAUGCGGGUCAGGCGAGUUGCCCUCUGUGCCGGGCAGACCUGCUGCCCGCAAAGGAGGAUGACAAGUGGCGAAGUUUCCUCGGCCGUCAAAGGUAGACCCGUUCAACUAAUGGCAGCGGACCCAUGCAAGAUUUGGUCCAACUUUCCAAGUGGAAAAUCUCAUUCUAUUAAAUAUACAUCUUGACAUGCGGUUGAACUUUUUUUUUUAAGCAUAUCCUAUACAAGUUUUGUGCGAGAUUUAUAAAAUAAAAAAA
Molecule: messenger RNA, 739 nt
Organism: Zingiber officinale
Lineage: Eukaryota; Viridiplantae; Streptophyta; Magnoliopsida; Zingiberales; Zingiberaceae
Product: brassinosteroid-responsive RING protein 1-like
Exons: 1
Coding region: 69-581 (170 amino acids)
Biological process (GO): protein ubiquitination
Molecular function (GO): ubiquitin protein ligase activity
Source: RefSeq, a predicted model, not a curated record